GAAGAAGAAGACGGAGUCGUCGCUCGGGGAUGACGUCAUCCUAACAACACAACAACCCGCUUUACAGAAAAUAAGGGAACAGCUUUCAAAACAAAAACACAAAAAGACACGAGACCAACAACAGUCAUGUCUGUGAAUUAUGCUGCGGGGCUCUCACCGUAUGCAGACAAAGGUGUCUGCGGACUUCCCGAGACGUUUAAUAGUCCAGAGGAACUGAAGGUGAAGGUUGAGACCCUCGCCCAGUUGAUUAAAGAGUCUCAGUACUUGGUUGUCCACUCUGGAGCAGGAAUCAGCACUUCAGCAGGAAUCCCCGACUUCAGGGGUCCAAAGGGGGUGUGGACGUUAGAAGAAAAGGGUGAGUCACCUCACUUUGACACCACAUUUGAAGAUGCCCGGCCCAGUUUGACCCACAUGGCCCUGCUGGGACUGCAGAGGGCUGGAUACCUCAAGUAUCUCAUCAGUCAGAAUGUGGACGGCCUGCAUGUCCGAUCAGGCUUUCCCAGGGAUAUGUUAUCAGAGCUUCACGGAAACAUGUUUGUGGAGGAGUGUGAGAAGUGUGGCAGGCAAUAUGUCAGAGAAAAAGUGAUCGGUGUGAUGGGGCUAAAACCGACAGGACGUUACUGUGAUGUUGUUCGCUCCAGAGGACUUAGAGCCUGCAGAGGGAAGCUUAUCAGCACCAUACUGGACUGGGAGGACGCUCUCCCUGACAGAGACCUGAACAAAGCUGACGAUGCCAGCAGACGAGCAGACCUGGCACUGACACUUGGCACAUCCAUGCAGAUCAAACCCAGCGGAGACCUUCCGCUCCUCACCAAGCGCAGAGGAGGGAAACUGGUUAUUGUCAACCUGCAGCCCACCAAGCACGACAAGCAUGCACACCUGCGUAUCCACGGUUACGUGGAUGACGUCAUGAAGCAGCUGAUGGAGCUGCUGGGACUGGACAUCCCAAAGUGGGAGGGACCGACUGUCUGCGAGAGCUCCACCGCCACAUCCGAGUCCAACAACGACGUCAAACCGCCACAUGCAGUUACUGCAAAGGAGAAGGUGAAAAAAGACCUUGUUAAGGAGGAGAGGAAAAGAGAGGCAAGUGAACUAACGGGCGAUGGGAGCAUUAAGGAGGAGACGCUUUCAGUAAAGAGAGAGAGAGUGGACUCCCCAGAGGUGAUAAGUGAAGAGAAAUAGCCUCAGGUAUUUUUUUUUUCUUGCAACAACUUCACAACACAAACCUGUCCAGAAACAAACUGUACAACUGCGGGUGCACAGUCCCAUCAGUUUAAUGGCGACGCCGCUUCUUCUCAGUUAAUACCUUAUGGAGCAAAGACUUUUACAGUACUGUAGUGGUUUUGUCAAUCACAGAUUUCACACUAACCCUUAUAGCCAUGAUAAGCAGUGAUAUGAAACUCAGCUGAAGGCUUACAAUUUGACCUCCCCACUUGAGGUGAGUGUUUGACUGGGAUUUUACCAAGACUCAGCCUGUGAUAUAAAUGUUCUUCCUGCUGUGGUGAGGACAUGCAUUAUCCGCCUUUACUUUAGGACAACACAGUAAGAUCUGGAACACACAGUUAUAAAUAAAGUUUUAAUAAGGUGUGUAAGGUUGCUGCUCCUCAUUAACAGCUUUAUUUAUAACCAUGUGCUCCAGAUCUCAUCCCUAGACCCAGACCUUCUCUUAAAAGACGCCUUGGUUCGAUGCUUUACAAAAGGGGGGAUAUCAAGUGAGCAUCUCUAAGCCUGCUUGACUAAUGUAGCUAAAUACAGCUGGGGAAAAUUUAGGUUAUACCAGAUUUUUAUGUUUAUGGUGUGUUACCUAAAGAAACAGUUCUCUCAGGCGUCAUCAUGUUAAAAAAUCUCAAUUCAGAGCAGAGAUUUUUUUUUUUUUUAUUGCCAACCAUUACAAUUGCAAAUUUUACCCCAGAAACCUCAAACUGCUUCUCUAAGUGCUAAGUGUAGAAAUAUAAAAUUUCUCUUCCUCUGGUGAAAUGUGUAAUUCCACCUGCUGCAGAGUGGCUGUAAAUGGACCAUAAUCACAGCGUAUGUUUCUAGGAAAAUGUUUUUAUCUCAGGAAAUAAGCAUUGUACUUUGACAGAGAAAGUCAUCAUACUGUUUUUUUAUAUAUUCAUUUUGGAAUUAAAAAUAAUAAGUUCCUUGUA
Messenger RNA from Lates calcarifer (barramundi perch), 2147 nucleotides. It is a transcript of the gene sirt6, whose product is annotated as sirtuin 6. The coding region runs from base 127 to 1182 and encodes 351 amino acids. Gene Ontology annotation, molecular function: NAD+ binding. Lineage: Eukaryota; Metazoa; Chordata; Actinopteri; Centropomidae. The record is from RefSeq and is a predicted model, not a curated record. The transcript is spliced from 8 exons.